CCCCGGAUGACAGGGCUCCGAUACGUUCUGAUUGACUUGAAGAAUAAUUACGUCUUCAAAGGCUUAAUCAAAGCACUUCAACAUCGACCUGACGUACGACUGGAUGUGGGUAUGGAACUCGACGAGUGCCCCUCCGAAGGAAACAUGCUUGCACUAUUGCAAAACAACCUCAACCUAUAUUCAAUAUGUGUGGUGUAUCGGGGGAAUGACGCAAGGGACUUCAGUAAAUUGAUGAAACUUUUGAAGAUAGUUCUUCUUACUUGUCCUCAGCUCCGCCAUCUGGAGUUCCGAAAUCGUAUUUCAAAUUUUCCUGAUCAUCAAUACUACGGUUUCGGGUUUGCCAACAAUGAGCGGCCUCCAGCGCUACAUUCUCUAGAGCUAUUCGGCUACCCUUUCGGAAAUGAUGGUAGCAACCCAAACAUCGUGACUACGAUAGGUUACCAAGGUCAAGAGGAACAUUACUGGGCUAACAAUUUCGACUGGUCGCAAAUGAGACGACUCAAUACUCAGCACAUAGGAAUGAUCUUACAAUGCUUGCACAAAUUCACCUCACUCAAAGAAAUAGUUCUCGAAGCUUACAACUAUAAAGAUACAGACACGAAAAAGUUAUUCCAGCUAGUUCCGUCGAUACUGGAAAGUAUCACAGUUCCUUCUAUGGAUGCGAUCGGCAUAGAGGGUAUCUUGAGACACAGGCGUAAACUUCGUAUACUCCAUGUGUGGUUAAAACCUAAGUAUUCAUGGGAGCCUUCACAGUUGAUCUCAUCAAUGGAUGCAACUACUAUCCGCCGUAUACGAGAUAGUUGCCCUUAUAUUGAGGAAUUGGCUUUGAGCUUAAAUAGGGGUACGAUGUGGUCUAAUGAUACAUUGAAUAUCUUGGCCUCAUUUCCAAAGUUGCACACUUUGACGUUGGACUUCCAGCCCUGCCUACUGCGUUAUGACAUAUACGACCGUUCCUUUACCGGUAUAUCUGUUAGGGAUGACGCUGUGCAGGAAUCUCCCACUGUCUACUUGACUAUGUCGACUGUUCAACAGCUCUUCAAGCACCUAUUGCAGACAAGCCCGACAGCGCGGCCAUCAGCGCUUAGAAAGCUUCACGUCAAAUAUAGACUACCACCAAUCCUUGAUCCGGGGGAAGACGGGAUGAACUCCGAUUGGUUUUACGACAAUGAUGUUUCAUUCGAGUGCAAACUUUCCGAACGAGAUGUAGAUAAGCAUCGCGGCAUCUUCAGUAUUACAUGCCAAGAUCUUGUGGAGAAGGAAAAUGCCAUUCUCCAGGAUGCCUUAAAUAUGCACAAAGAUCCAGCACAAAUACUUCUCGGGAGCGAAGAUCAGAUCAAGGCCGUCAACUGCAAAUUUAAGGUUGCCUGGUACGGACCAUUACCACUAAGGGACUAGGAGUCCUAUUGGUAUGAGCAAUCUAGAGCUUAUCAAGUAUUCAAAAAGGUGAAAGGUAAUGCCGUUUACGAAGAUACCAUUUCGCCACCCGACGAUGACAGCUCUAGCUAUACCGGUGCGAAAUAAUUUGUAUUUUUUCAGGGAAACGUUCUCAUUUGGGCGAUGCGGUCAUGGGACCUUAUGAGGUGGUUACCUAGCUACCUACCUUGGUAUACUCAUUGGGCAUGUGUAAGUACACCACCAUACCAUUGAUACACCCAGCUUUACGAUUUCGUAGACAUAAGUUCAACGAAAUCGGAGAUGAAAUCUUGAGCAAUCAUGAAGAAAGUGAAGGAACAGAAGAGGGAAGGUAGGGGUGAAUCAAGUAGUUACGAGAGCUAGGCUUAGGAGAAUGAUCGUUGCAUAACGAUUCACUCUUAUUUACCAGGUACACAGUUACAUAAUAGACAUAGG
Molecule: messenger RNA, 1848 nt
Organism: Daldinia loculata
Lineage: Eukaryota; Fungi; Ascomycota; Sordariomycetes; Xylariales; Hypoxylaceae
Exons: 1
Coding region: 7-1395 (462 amino acids)
Source: RefSeq, a predicted model, not a curated record